Molecule: messenger RNA, 1761 nt
Organism: Anopheles nili
Lineage: Eukaryota; Metazoa; Arthropoda; Insecta; Diptera; Culicidae
Product: probable serine/threonine-protein kinase yakA
Exons: 2
Coding region: 1-1761 (586 amino acids)
Source: RefSeq, a predicted model, not a curated record
AUGGCUCUCAAUAUUGCUGUACCGAUGUCGGGGGUAGGAGACCUCCUGGAAGGGUUUGGAUUGCUCUCGCCGAUUUCACCUGUCAGCAUCGGCUUCCAUAGCAACAUAAAGACGCCGUUAUCACCCGUUGGCAGUGAAUCGAGUGGCGUAAGUUCUUUGGAUUUGGAAGAUAUCAAGAAACAAAUACCUUCAUCGCCAACCCUUACUGACGAGAACGAGGAAGCAUCGGCCUCAUCAUCUGGUUCGGUUGCAUCUCCCUCGGACUCGUCGUCGCUAUGCGCAGCGACGACGAUAUCGACUACUUCGUCUAGAACAUGCUCCACUUCCUCUUCCUCUUCUUCAUCCCCAUCAUCAUCGAACUCGGAUGACGAUACGAACCUCUUGGAAGAAAAUGAGGAAAAACAACCAGGAGAAUCUAGAGAUAGUGAUUUGCCAUCUUCGCCAUCUCCGACAGCAUCGCUUGGGUCGGGUGUAGUCGAUCCGAACGCCAUUUUAUCAGGCUCCCCGUCUUGGACCGAGCCACUGGACUUGCAGAAGGAGCUUCCGUUCUCCUCGCCAACCCCUACAACAGAGCCCAUUUACAGUGUGCCUCAAAAAUCGAUUAUAUAUGGCAAUCGCGAUAUUCUCGAUUUGGGCAGCAACUUACGCAUAUCCGACGGCAUUCCAGGAGGCUUCUCUUGCCAGUACGCAAUGCUGCCGGUGACGAACAAUAUUCAAUUUUUCCUAAAAAAUCGCUCCCAAUAUCAUCGACUUGGCCCAAACGGUCACGUUCAGGAGUUUGGACUUGCUACGUGCUCGUGUUGCGACUUUCAGUUUCCGGUUAAUGCUGUUAGUUGCAAUUCGGGAGCCAAUCAAGCUGCUACUCAAGUCAGCGCCACUCUCAACUUAUCAAGCCUUAACGCCAACCAAAUCUACGGUAACUUGCAGCAACAGCAGCAGCAGCAAUUGCUGCAACAUCAGCAGCAGCAACAGCGUCUGCGCCUUCAGCAGCAGCAACAGCAGCAGCAGAUGCAGUACGGCUACCGAUUUAACAACGGCAAUAAUGGUAGUAAUGGUAAUGGCCUGAACCGUGAUUUCAACAUGUAUCAACAAUCGGCGGUACUGGGAGCCAAUGGCACCGCUGGUGGUCUGCAGUCAUCGCGCUUCAACAAUGGCGUUUAUGGAUCUGGAUCCGUUUCCUCUGUUGCUGCUGGAGGAACUACACCGAAUGUACAGACCGGAAAUAAUGGUUUCUACAACAACACUGCUCUCGGCAACAACUUACAGGGUCGAGAUCAACUCAACCAGAUGUCAAUCAUGUCCAUGCAACAGUACAACUCUAUCGGUGCUAAUUCUAAGGGAAUCUCUCAGCCAAACAGCGCCUCUGCGCAGCCAUCUCCAUUUCGUCAGCAGUACGACAUGCUGCAGCAGCAAAAGCAAUAUGGUAACAAUUACCCGCUGGGUGUAGGCGUUAACUCUAGCACCAAUUCAGCGAACGUUACUACAGCGGCACGUCUGCAGCAGCAGCAGCAACAACAACAAUCAUCGCAGUACUAUAAGAAGAACCAAGCGAUGCGCUUUGGUGGAGCACUGUCUUCAGGGGCAGGGGCGAGCGGUAUGCUGUCCAGUGGACCAAAUGGGAAUGGCAAUUGGAAAAAUCAAACCGCCAACAACAAUACUAUCCAAGAUACAGCCUCCAAAUUGUAUAACGAGCUCAAGAAAAUGCAACAACAGCAAUCAACUUACCAAAACGUUCCAUUCCAAACCAUACCUUUUUGGUAA